Molecule: messenger RNA, 1713 nt
Organism: Neodiprion fabricii
Lineage: Eukaryota; Metazoa; Arthropoda; Insecta; Hymenoptera; Diprionidae
Gene: wol
Product: dolichyl-phosphate beta-glucosyltransferase
Exons: 5
Coding region: 149-1135 (328 amino acids)
Cellular component (GO): endoplasmic reticulum membrane
Source: RefSeq, a predicted model, not a curated record
ACGUAUCGUGACGUAGAAUUGUAACGUAUCGAAUGGCUGCGUGCCUCAUUGCCGUGUUGGCGAGUAUAUUUACGUGGCACGGGAUGAGCGGAUAUUUUGCAUUUUUAACAGUGAUCAAGUAAUACUUGGUCAACUAUUCAUCACCAGGAUGAUUGCCUUAGAAGCAUUAAUUGGAUAUUUCGCUCUUCUCGCCGUGUGUUUUCUUAUUUUGUUCUGUGUGGUGCUUUAUGCAACAACAAAGCCUUAUCCCAAAGUGUGGCGUCACAAGGAUGAGAAUUACUUUUACAACUUUCAUACGGGAGAAAGAGAAAUGUUUCCAUCUCUUUCUGAUGAUUGGAGCGUACAUCUCAGCAUUAUAGUACCUGCAUACAAUGAAGAAGAGAGAUUGCUACCUAUGCUGGAUGAAUGUAUUGAGUAUCUCGAGCGCCGCAAAAGAUUUGGAUUUACUUACGAAAUAAUUGUAGUCAGCGAUGGGAGUACAGAUGGAACAGUCACGGCUGCUCAGAAUUAUAGCCGUAAAUAUGAUACUGUUCGAGUCCUGAGCUUGGUCAAAAACAGAGGCAAGGGUGGGGCUAUACGAUUGGGCUUACAAAGCGCCAGAGGUAGCGUACUUCUCUUUGCCGAUGCUGAUGGAGCUACCAAGUUUAGUGAUAUUGAAAAACUGGAAGCUAGUUUGCAACAAAUCUUGGGCUAUGACUACACAAAGGAGCCUGAAAAGGUAGCAUCGUCCGAUGCUGUGGUAUGUGGUUCGAGAGCACACUUAGAGAAGGAAGAGACUGCAAAACGCUCCAUAUUCCGAAUAUUCCUAAUGCAUGGUUUUCACUUUCUAGUCUGGCUACUAUGUGUCAGAGGUAUUAGAGACACUCAAUGUGGGUUUAAGCUUCUGACCCGCAAAACCGCAAGAACGUUGUUUAAUGCAUUGCAUGUAGAACAGUGGGCUUUUGACGUGGAAAUGUUGUACAUUGCACAAACUUUAGGUUUGCCUAUAACAGAGAUCGCUGUGACUUGGACAGAAAUUGACGGAUCUAAGGUAGUUCCUAUAUGGAGUUGGCUGCAAAUGGGUCGUGACUUGGGAUUAAUUUGGUUGAAGUAUAGAAUCGGAGCUUGGAAAAUAGCCAAAGUUAAGAGCGAUUAAUCAUUUGAUGGAUUCCGAUGGUACAAAAACUAUCACCGUAUCAUUCGUAACCAAUGAUUAUAUUCUGCAGUAUAGACAAGUGGAUGGUACUAGUGAAAAUUUACAUAAAUUCAACUGCUGGUCUGUGGUACAUAUACAUGAAAAGGAGAAGAGAAUCAUUCAAAAAACUAGUUCUGAAGUUUGAGGUAAUUGCCUGUGCAAAAUGUUUUAUACUUUCAACGUUCCUGAAUAGUAGGUUAUUAUUAUACUGUGACGCAGAUUAUUGAAAUGUGUGGACGCACGAGAGAAAAAUUAAAACUGUGAUUGAACAGUUUGUUUUUUAAAGAUAGCAAUAUUGAAACAUAUGAAAUAAUUUUGCUUUACAAAACUUGACAGCCUGGUGAACGAUUGUAAGUGAUUGGGUUUCAACUUUUCUAUAACUGAGAUAUAAAUUGAAGAUGACGUGUCUUUAAGAACUGAAAGCAUCGAAUCAUUAAGCAACCUAUUGAAGCGUUGUCUCUUUUGUUAAAUUGAAUAUUCAAAUAAAUCGUUUGAUGUAUACGUAUACUCUUAUUAUAUCUGAAUAGUUGAACCUGAAA